AUUUUAUUCAUUCAAUCCUUUAUAUGUAAUAUUUACAACGAUUUUACAAAAACCGGUAAAUCUACAGAAUAUAAUAUUGUCCAUCAUAUUAAACAGAAUGUCAUCCGCGUUAAGUUAAUAUUUUGACACCAAUUUCCGAACGAAAAUCGUUUUGACAUUGACAUUUGGCUGGUUCCGGUCUUUUCUCCGUUCCCUUUGCAAUCAUGGCGGUGAACAAUAUUUCCAAAAAGCGAAAAUUCGUCGGUGACGGAGUUUUCAAGGCGGAACUCAAUGAGUUCCUCACUCGGGAGUUGGCUGAGGAUGGCUACUCCGGCGUGGAGGUGCGUGUCACCCCUACCCGGUCGGAGAUCAUCAUCAUGGCCACCAGGACACAGAGCGUGCUCGGAGAGAAGGGCCGCCGCAUCCGCGAGUUGACUUCGGUCGUGCAGAAGCGGUUCAACAUCCCGGAACAGUCCGUGGAGCUGUACGCUGAGAAAGUUGCCACCCGUGGUCUCUGCGCCAUCGCUCAGGCCGAAUCUUUGAGAUACAAACUCAUUGGAGGUCUGGCCGUCCGUCGUGCGUGUUACGGUGUGCUGCGUUUCAUCAUGGAGUCUGGAGCCCGCGGUUGCGAGGUAGUGGUUUCCGGCAAGCUGCGUGGUCAGAGAGCCAAGUCCAUGAAGUUCGUAGAUGGACUCAUGAUCCACUCCGGUGACCCAUGCAAUGACUAUGUAAACACUGCAACCAGGCACGUACUUCUCAGGCAAGGAGUGCUGGGAAUUAAGGUCAAAAUCAUGCUCCCGUGGGACCAACAGGGCAAGAACGGCCCCAAGAAGCCGCAGCCGGACCACAUCCUGGUGACGGAGCCCAAGGACGAGCCCGCUCCCCUGGAGCCCACGAGCGACAUCCGCUCGCUUGCGCCCGCGCCGCUGCCGCAGCCCGUCGCCGCCGUCGCCUAGUUCUUAAGACUAAUAUAAAAAUAUUGAAAAA
Molecule: messenger RNA, 966 nt
Organism: Manduca sexta (tobacco hornworm)
Lineage: Eukaryota; Metazoa; Arthropoda; Insecta; Lepidoptera; Sphingidae
Gene: RpS3
Product: 40S ribosomal protein S3-like
Exons: 4
Coding region: 204-935 (243 amino acids)
Biological process (GO): positive regulation of apoptotic signaling pathway; translation
Cellular component (GO): cytosolic small ribosomal subunit; nucleus
Molecular function (GO): RNA binding; structural constituent of ribosome
Source: RefSeq, a predicted model, not a curated record